AUGUCAUCCUCCUCGGCGUCGUCGUCAACACCGCAAACGGGGGCCGCCGACGCCGGCCCCUGGGACAGCAAGACGAAGCAAAAGUUUGAAACGAAGUCGAAGAGCGAGUUUUACGACCCGUGCCAAGAGGCUGCACAGCGGAGCUACAAGUGCUUGUACCGCAACGGCGGGGACAAGAGCAUGUGCGGCGAGUACUUUCAGGCGUACCGCGACUGCAAGCAAGCUUGGACUGAGCGGAGGAAGAAGGAGACUGGCGGCAAGUUCUUCUGA
Messenger RNA from Purpureocillium takamizusanense, 270 nucleotides. RefSeq names its product Mitochondrial copper homeostasis protein (gene COX23). The coding region runs from base 1 to 270 and encodes 89 amino acids. The transcript has 4 exons. NCBI's taxonomy places the organism in Eukaryota, Fungi, Ascomycota, Sordariomycetes, Hypocreales, Ophiocordycipitaceae. The record is from RefSeq and is a predicted model, not a curated record.